AAAAAGCCCUAGAAAAUUAUCCAUCCUUAUUUCUCCAUCACACCUCACGCCUGAAUCGCCACCGCCGAACUUCUCCAACCUCCAUUGAAGAAAUAUUUAAAAGCUUGAAGCUUCGCUCCCAUUGCGAAAAAUUGAUAAAAAUUGGGAUAAAGACGAAGAAAAGAUAGUUGGCCGCGAGAUGACGAGAAAUGAGAGCGAUGUAAGCUGUGAAACGGCUAUAGUGAAGGAAGAGGGACACGAAAUUGGUAAAGCGGAUAGACAAGCAAGCUGUGAAACAGCUACAGUGAAGGAAGAGGGAGAAGAAAAGGCAAAAUUGGAUGGGGCAGAGAGAGAAGAGGACUGGGACGGAGAGGAGGAAGACGACGACGACGAGGAUUACCUAUCAUCAGACUCGGAAAUAGCGGAGGCGCUGGACUUUUUGGACGCGAGAGAAGAUGCAGAGGGCGGAAUACUUGAUGGAUCCUUCACGCCGCUGCACACGCGCCGCCCCAACGCUCACGGUGGGCUCCACUCGCGCCCGAACAGCUCUUCUCUUCAGCCCAUAUCCAAUAAGUCGCAGAAAGUUGCCAAUCACAUCAGGGCUUCUCCUUUGGAGGAGUGGGAAGGAAGGUUUGAUGUUGGGAUGUCGAACUCUGUUACCACUGCAAUUCGUGGCAGUGUUCGCGAUAUGGCUAUUGGUAAGACAAGGACAACUGAGAAAGCAGAUCGCGCAACAGUCGAGCAGGCAAUUGACCCUAGAACCCGUAUGGUUUUAUUCAAGAUGCUUAACAAGGGUAUCUUUAAUGACAUAAAUGGUUGCAUUUCAACUGGAAAAGAAGCCAAUGUAUAUCAUGCUACUAAAUCCGAUGGUCAGGAGCUUGCUAUCAAGGUUUACAAAACAUCAGUCCUUGUAUUCAAGGAUAGGGAUCGCUACGUACAAGGAGACUACAGAUUCAGACAUGGAUACUGCAAGCACAAUCCUCGAAAAAUGGUUAAAACAUGGGCUGAGAAAGAAAUGAGGAAUCUCAUGAGGCUAAGAGCAGCAGGAAUACGGUGUCCAGUUCCAAUACUUUUGAGACUCCAUGUUCUGGUGAUGGAAUUUAUAGGCAAGGCAGGUUGGGCUGCUCCUAGGCUCAAAGAUGCUGAUUUAUCUGACGACAAGCUACGCGAAUGUUAUGUUGAGAUGAUAAUGUCGAUGCGCACAUUAUAUCAGAAAUGUAAGCUAGUGCACGGAGACCUUAGUGAGUAUAAUAUACUUUAUUAUGAGGGCCACUUGUAUAUUAUUGAUGUGUCACAAUCAGUUGAUCUUGACCAUCCUCAUGCCCUUGAUUUCCUUCGAGAGGAUUGUAUCCAUGUUUCAGAUUUUUUCAAGAAACAUGGGGUUGCUGUUAUGACGAUACGGGAAUUGUUUGAUUUUAUAGUUGAUCCCACUAUUGAUGAUGACUCUGUGGAUAGUUAUCUGGAAGAGGUGCAAAAAAAGAUUUUAGCUAGAGGCAAUGAGAUCUCAGCUGAAGAAGAAAUCGCAGAUUUAGUAUUUGUCCAGACAUACAUUCCGAAGACCCUGGAUGAUGUAAAGCAUGCGGAGGAGGACGUGCAGCGUAUUAUCAGUGGGAAGGACACCGGGGAAAUGUAUUAUCAGACGAUCACAGGUCUCAAGUCGGCCCUUUCUGUGAACAAUUCUUCCCAAGUAGAAUCGGGGCAGCAGCAAUGCGAAGGUAAACUUGAAAAUGAUGGCCACGUCGAUGGAGAAUCAGAAGAAGAAGAAGAAAUGGAGGAGAGUGAGGGGGACUCUGACUCUGACUCAGAAGACGGUUCCUUUUCUGGUGGUGAUAAGCAGACGCCGGAGGAGAGGAAAACAGCCAGAAAGGAGAACAAGAAGAAAGUGAAGGAAGAAAAGAGAGAGUCGCGCAAGAACAAAGUACCGAAAGCUGUUAAGAAGAAGAAGAAGAAGUUGGCAAAAGCCAAGAAGACUCGUUGAGAAACAAAGGCAAAGGCUUGAAUCGAACUCGUUGGCAAAAGCUGUUUGGAGAGUUUCGUGUGUUUCGAGUUCUUGGAUCGAACUUGUUACUUAGCAGUUUUCCCUCGGCAUAGGUUGUUUACGCACAUUGAGAGAGAUCAUAUUUCGGAGCUUUUCUUCUUCAUGCGGUCGGUUGUCAAUUUGUGAAUUAUGCAAAGUGAAAAUGGUUGAAAAAAAUAGCUGAAAACGAGACACACUCUUUCCUUCAGUAUAUGUUUGUGUAUCCUAGAAUAGGAUUGAACAUGUAGUCGGCUUUAUUUUAUUUCCUACUUUAUUCUUUGUUCUCUUAAUAUUUUUAACAACAUUAUAUAAACUCAUGUGUUAUUUCUUA
This is a messenger RNA of Salvia splendens (bonfire salvia), 2327 nucleotides long. RefSeq names its product serine/threonine-protein kinase RIO1-like. The transcript is spliced from 13 exons. Gene Ontology annotation, molecular function: ATP binding; protein serine/threonine kinase activity. Bases 179 to 1957 code for a protein of 592 amino acids. NCBI's taxonomy places the organism in Eukaryota, Viridiplantae, Streptophyta, Magnoliopsida, Lamiales, Lamiaceae. The record is from RefSeq and is a predicted model, not a curated record.